Angiostrongylus costaricensis is the source of this 1201-nucleotide messenger RNA. The record is from the annotation of a GenBank genome assembly. Lineage: Eukaryota; Metazoa; Nematoda; Chromadorea; Rhabditida; Metastrongylidae.
GAAUUUGUAGAUUCAUGUGAACCGUGGUUUCGGAAGAAACGUACGAACGGUGAAACUUCAUGAGGUGCAGAAAAUCGUUCGCGGUAGUUCGAGCAAUGAAUUGGUGAACAUCGACACAAAUUUGAUUCAACAACUGCAAGCGAUCUCUGACGAGCCGCAGGAAUUGAGUAAAAGCAUUAGCGCUGACGGAAGUCCUGUAUUGCCUAUUCCACAGUUUUCUCACCGUGUAGAGACAUUGGCUGGAAAUCAUUUGUUAUCGGUUCAUGAACUUAGCAAGACGGCGGGCUUCGUAAUGGCGUCGUUAUUCUAUGAAGUGUCGACACGCACAUCGUGUUCGUUUUCUGCUGCUAUGCAACGUCUUGGUGGUAGUGUAAUCUCAAUGGAUAGCUACUCAUCAUCCGUACAAAAAGGCGAAUCCCUUGAAGAUUCUGUUACGGUGAUGGCCAAUUAUGCUGAUGUUGUUGUUCUUCGUCAUAAGGAAACAGGUGCGGCUACUCGAGCAGCUGCCGUCUCAUCCCGUCCGUUAAUCAACGCUGGCGAUGGAACUGGAGAACACCCAACGCAAGCCUUGCUGGACGUGUACACAAUACGUCAAGAAAUUGGUACAGUUAAUGGUCUUACGAUUGCCAUGGUAGGCGAUCUGAAACACGGUCGCACAGUGCAUUCCUUAGCGAAGUUGUUGUGUUUCUAUAAGAAUAUUACACUGCAUUAUGUCAGUCCAACUCCUGAACUUGGUAUGCCCGAGUCUGUUACAGACUAUGUGGACAAAAAAGCUGGUUUUCUUCAGUGUCAGAGUCCGAACUUGAUGCUUGUUCUAGUCGUAACAAAGCUAUUAUUACAGAAAGUAUUCAGUUCACUGCAACAAGGCAUCCAAAACGUGGACGUGGUUUACAUGACAAGAAUUCAAAAAGAGCGCUUUUCUAGUGUAGAAGAAUAUAAUAAGAUAAAAGGGAGUUACACAUUAACAGCAAAACUGCUGAACGCAGCUGCUCGACCAAAAGACUUUGGUGGAAGUGUCCUUGGACCUAGUCGCAACCUUCCUAUUAUCAUGCAUCCAUUGCCGCGAGUCGACGAGAUCAGCACUGAAUUGGAUCACGAUGAUCGAGCCGCAUAUUUUCGUCAGGCAGAAAAUGGAAUGUACGUUCGAAUGGCUAUAUUAGCGAUGAUACUAGGAAAAUCACCUUUGCCGCCAUCUGCGUAA